AUGGACUUUCGCAGGUCUUCCCAACACGCUCCUUCAUCUCACACGCAAAUCCUACAUCCAAAUUCCGCGUUGUACCGCGUCCCUUACCUCCCUUCCCAUCCCUCCCAACUCCCUCUUCCCCCCUCCCCCUAUUCACAAAACAACAGGUUCCCCUCAUCCUCUCUGCUAUCCAACAUUUAUCCCUCAUCUAUGGAUUCUUCUUCUGCUGCCGACAUUCGCACCUUUUUCACUUACAUUCCCAACGAGGUCAAACACCGCAAAAGAACCACCCGUCCUCAGCUCAAGGUCCUCGAAGACGUCUUUCGCAAAGAUACAAAACCGAAUGCAGCUCUGCGCAAGGCCCUAGCCACUCAGCUCGACAUGACUCCCAGAGGCGUACAGGUCUGGUUUCAAAACAGACGGGCAAAGGAGAAACAGCAGCUGAAGCGAGUCCAAGCCCAUGCCAGCACAAGCCCUGCCGCCACCCAUUUCUCACAAAACAGCUCGUCGCCCAGGGAUAUCUCUCCCAUCCACGAAUCUUCCAGUUCCUCGACGGCGACAGAAGUCCCUUCGCCUGCCGUAGACGACCACUACGACCCGCAACCCACUCAGACGCCAGAAUUCCCUCCUUCAGUGCCAUCCAGUCCUGCUCCCGACGCACCCGCCCAGCUCGCUCCUGAUUCUGCACCUCCUUCGUGGCACAGCUCUCCCACAGCCACAGACCUCAUCUCUCAUCCCGUUCGUCAAACGAUACCAGAAGAAUCACAGGAUGAACAGCUGCUAAGCAUACGUCGGGGCUCGUUGCCCGUCAUCACCCGCUCCCAGUCCUUCGCCAACGGAAGCCACAUCCCACCGUCCAUCGACAGCAUGGGCCGGCGAAAGUCGAUGGACACGAGCCUCUACAGACUGAUGCACCACCCCUUUGCACGGGUUGCGAAAGAGAAGAACGAAGCGCUGUACACCCACUCGCCUCUCUCCUCUCCUUCCCAGAGCCUGCAGCCCAUGGCGCGCGAGGCGACGGUGGGCCCGAUACGCAACGGCGGGACGCACAUCGCUGUGCCGUUCACGCCCAACCGACCGGGUCUGGCGCAUCGCGCGUCGAUGCCUCACGUGUUUGUGCCCCCUCGCCCGCCGCGCGCGUCCGACGCGAGUAUGUACGCCUCGCACGUCUCCGCUCGUCGGUUCUCGGACAACAGACAGUUCGUCCCUCAGCGCACCGUGUCUUCUCCGAUUCCAGGCCCUUCUUCCAUCACCAGGCUACUCUUCGGCAACCCCUCUUCUCCAUCUGCCACCUCUCCCUGUCCGGGCGAGCUUGACGGCGGCGGUGGCGGAGGAGAGAUGUACUCGUCCGACAUUUCCCGACUGCAGCAGUGGUCCUUCCCCGCGGACGACCGAGACGAAGACGACGUGACGUCGACGUCUCAUGGAGGCUUGUCGCGCUUUAGCUCGAUAGCGUCGGUGGCGGGGAGUGAGUCGAGUAAUACGAGCGCGUUCUAUUCGGAUGUGGGCAGUGUGGAUCCGGGGUGUUAUGAUCCGAAUGUGAGACGGGGAUCUUGUAACUACAUCGAGCUCGGAAUGUCGAGUCUAAACAUGAGCAACCGCUCGAGCCAAGGCUCACUCAACGAAUCUCAUCUAUCAGCAGGCUCCUCCCUCGCCUACUCCCGCUCCCAAGACCACGCCAACGACCCAAGGCGGCUUUCUGCUACUGGGUAUUCAUCGCCGACGAGUGGUCCGGGCGGCAGUCCCCGGGGACAGCAGGGACAAGGACAGGGACAGGGGCAUGAACCAGAGGGAGCGAGUAGUUUGUAUUAUUCAAGUGUGAGUCAAAAUCGAACUUCCUCCUCUUCUUUUUUGGAUUUCGAUAUCGAUGACGAGGCUAACGACACGCUUGUGUAUUUCCAGGUCCCGCCAGACCCGAUGGUAGGCACAACGUACAUGGGCGCCUCUGACGCUUCCGUGUCUGAUAUCAACCCGACGACGCAUGGGCACAUGCAGGAAGCGAAUAUCCCCCAGAUUUACGUGCAAGGCUCCGUUAUUGACAGGAUGGGCGUCUUCCCAUCGUCUCAACCUCCACCGCCUUCUUCCUCCUCGUCGUCCUCUUCGUCGUCCGCGUCUGCUUCGGCGGCGGCGAUCGUAGAGUCGAUAGCCCCGGUCCAGAUGGAGGGAUCGGGAAAGUAUCGGUAUGAGGGCGGGAUGAGCGAGUUUGGGCAUGGGCAGACGUACGGUGGAGGUGGAACGACGACGACGGGCGACGUGGUGCAAUACCCACUCACAGGCUCAUUCACGCCGCACCCGCAAGACCAUUCUGAGAUGAUGAGGAUGACGCAAGGGGUCGACUAUGGUCCGUCUGUGUCUGUGUCUGCGGGUGUGUCAGGCAUAGAGGGGUUUCGCGACUAUGCGUGA
Messenger RNA from Serpula lacrymans var. lacrymans S7.9, 2382 nucleotides. RefSeq lists its product as uncharacterized. NCBI's taxonomy places the organism in Eukaryota, Fungi, Basidiomycota, Agaricomycetes, Boletales, Serpulaceae. The transcript is spliced from 4 exons. Gene Ontology annotation, molecular function: RNA polymerase II cis-regulatory region sequence-specific DNA binding; DNA-binding transcription factor activity, RNA polymerase II-specific. The record is from RefSeq and is a predicted model, not a curated record. Gene Ontology annotation, biological process: regulation of transcription by RNA polymerase II; cell differentiation. Bases 1 to 2382 code for a protein of 793 amino acids.